AAUGGUAUAAAAGCAGGAGCUUUGCAAGCACUUUCACAGUUUAGAUUUGUCUCUAAUAUAUCCGUAGUAUUUAUCUACAUUCGCCAAAAAAUGAAUACCGCCAUGAAAGUCUUCCUAAUGGUUUUCGUUGUUGCUGUUGUCGCCCUAUGUGCAGAUGCCCAACGAAAUGGAUAUGGCCGAGGAGGUUACAAUCGUGGCCAAGGCCAGCAAAAUGGAAACGGUGGCCGAGGCCAAUACAUCCGAUCUAAUGGCCAAGGAGGACGUUCUGGCGGUGGAUAUAGAGGAUAUGGAGGAAGAGGACCUGCUAACCAAGCUAAUCAAGGAGGAGAUCAAUCCCAAGGUAGUGGCCAGUCUGCUUUUAACGUUAAUUAUGGUACAGGAAAUGUUAAUAAUGAUCAAGGAAACCAAGCAUCACAGCAAGGAAGUCAACGAAGCAGAAAUGGAGGAAGAUCUGAUUAGACAUCAGAGGAUAGCUAUACCAAAGGCACCGAAAAUUUAUUUUUCCAAAAAUUUAAAAACAAAUUUUAAAUCAAUCUGUAGCAACUCAUGAAUAAAGUAUUUUGCAAGACAUUA
This is a messenger RNA of Parasteatoda tepidariorum (common house spider), 573 nucleotides long. RefSeq lists its product as uncharacterized. NCBI's taxonomy places the organism in Eukaryota, Metazoa, Arthropoda, Arachnida, Araneae, Theridiidae. The record is from RefSeq and is a predicted model, not a curated record.